Messenger RNA from Papilio polytes (common Mormon), 2694 nucleotides. RefSeq names its product trichoplein keratin filament-binding protein-like. Gene Ontology annotation, cellular component: keratin filament. Lineage: Eukaryota; Metazoa; Arthropoda; Insecta; Lepidoptera; Papilionidae. Gene Ontology annotation, biological process: apoptotic process. The transcript has 9 exons. The record is from RefSeq and is a predicted model, not a curated record. The coding region runs from base 290 to 1777 and encodes 495 amino acids.
UGACUUAACGAACGUUUUGUUUUGAACUACAAUUUGGGUAACGAUGUGUUAUGUGUUGAUUGUAUCAUAAUUCGUGACAAAAAGCGAUCUCAUACGAAACACGAUAGGAAGUGAAAUAUUACGUAGUUUAAUUAUACGAUUGACCUCAUACGGCCCAGUUGCUCGACGGUUGGCGCCCACGCGAAGUGAAAUAAACGGCCCAAUCAUUGAAGUCUGAGGUCGAAUUAUUCUCAAUCUGGUGUCCAAAUCGUGGGUGAUUCGUGUGUGCAGUGAAGCGAACAGGCUGAUCAUGUCUCGAGCAAAACCACAAUGGCAGCUGCAGGCUUUAGCAGCACAUAGACGUGACAAUGAACUUCGUAGGGCUGAAGAGCUGCGGAAGGUUGCAGAUUACUUUGAGACAAACACCAACAAGUCAAAGCACCAUGAGCUGUGGACAACAGAUGAUUAUUAUGAACGAGCCAAGAAAGAAGCUGAGAUACUACAUCAGAAAAAAAUGAGAUCAGCUAAAUUAGAAGAGAGACGUAAGAAACUGGAACUAAUGUUGUUCCAAGAAAAUAUGCAGUACCAACAGGAGUUGAAAAUGUUAGCCGCUCAGCCAAAAUACUACAGGAAUGGUUCAUAUCUCAACAAAGUACCAACAUCCACCCUGCAAGAAAUCAACCAGGGCAUCAUGGAGAAGGAGGAACAACUGCGUAGACAUGAGGCGGAGUUACGCUUGCAUCAUGCCUGGAGACUGCGCCAGCCUGAGCUGAGGGCUGCCAGCACUUAUCUAGCUAAUGGGAAACUUAAAUCUGCCUGGAUGGAACAAAUAGUCGAGAAGGAAUUACAAAAGAAGAAGGAAGAAGAGGAAACUAGAAAAUGUCUACAGGAAAGAGACGAGGCGCUGCGGAGGCAGAUUCAAAUAGAAGAAGAGAGAUUAAAAGAGAAAGAGCUACAAAUGAAGGAGCUCCGUGAAGGUUUAGAAGGGCAGAUAGGAGAGUUAAGUGAGAAAGAGACAGUUGUUAAAAAGUUGAGAAAGCAGGAAGAGAAAGAGAAGAUGAUAUUAGAUGAGCUAUUAUUCAUAUCUGAAGAAAGAGAGAGAGAACACGCAAAGCUUUUGGCAGAAAGGGACACGAAUAUUGUGAACAUGGGUUUACAUAAGUACAAAUUGAAGAGAAAAGUGGCCGCUGUUAUGAGGGAGAUAGAGUUAGACUUAAAAAUGUUGGACAAAUUGCAAAGAGCAGUUAUUAAGGAUUUCGACUAUGAACAAGAGAAGUGUGCUAGUUAUAAGAGAGUGGUGCAGGCGGCGCUGCUGGAAGUAGAGGAGUGGAGAGAGAGGGAACGACAGAGACAGAAGAACAUUGAGGUUAUGUACGACGGAGAAGCGAGACAGAUCAAUGAGAAACAAGACAAGCUGUGGGAGAAAGAGCGCGAAGCUCGAGCCGUACUAAUGAGGGACGUAGUGACGUCACUAAAAAGACAAGUAGAAGAGAAGAUAGAAGCAGGCAGGCAGCUGCAGCGCGAGAACGUGCUGGAGAGGGAGAAGAUACUCCAGGAGAUGGAAGACUUCCACCAGCAAGUACGAGCUAAAGAACGGGAGACACAGUUGAAGAAUACAGAAUACUCGACAAUAGCGGCGCUGCAGUCUCAAUUAAACGGUCUCAGAGUGGAGAAGGAGAGGUUAGAAGAAGUUGUAGAGAGGGAAGCUGACGUCAGAGCCGCCAUACACAAUGAGAAGAAGUUGCGGACAGAGAUCGCUCGGAUGCAUAGAGAAGGUAAUAAACAAGCGUGGUCUUAACCUUCUGAUAAUGUUUUCAUUGCGAAACAUCUACAAAAACAUGUUUUCAUUUAUUGAACGAUAGAUUUUAAGCACAUUUUUUUUAGUUAUGAAUUAUAAGUGAAAUCACCAAUACUUUAUUUUUUUAUAUUCCAUAAAAUCUUUUACUAUAUGAAAAUUUUAAUUUUUAAAUUCAGAACUUUACCAUUACAAACGGAUAUUUCUAAAAUUUUAUCGUGAUAGUAAUUCCGUCUAUUUGUGAUAUUUAUGCAAAGAAAUUAUUGCACAGGGUGUUUGAUAACAAAUUUAAUUAAAUUUAAAUAUAUUAAAGAAUAUGAUGAAAAUUGAAAGCAUUAUAUAAGCAUUUAAAUAUUUACAAAUACAGCAAAGCUAUAUUUUAAUAACGAAACAAAAAUAACUGAAUACUUACAUAGAAAAAACAUAAUAUCCUUAACUAGAUUAAAAGUAACAAUGAAUUAAAACAGCAUAGCUUGUAAACGAAGAAACAAACUUUUUAACUUUAUUAUAAUUUAAGGAAAUACGAAAUGAACUGAAAAUAAUUUUAUUUCACAUGAAUUUAAGCUAUGAAUUAUUUAGUUCUGAAUCAACUUAAUACUGAAUUAGAAACAUUUAGGGCCCGUCCCACCAAAUUGUAAAUUGUCUGAGAACAAUCCAACGUGUAGAAUAUACGAUGGAAAUUUGGAUUUUGUUACCGUAUCUGACAGUGAUGUUAUUUUUAACCUAUCUGAGCCUCUAUCAGCCAGUGGUGGGACAGGCCCUUAAUGUGUUCAAAAUCUCAAUAUUUGGCUUUAAGUCGUGUAUUUUAAGAAAUGAAGUUUUUUCUAUCCCAAUUGUCCCAAUAUCGCCAGUUGCAUUUUAAUUGUGAAAAAAAAAAUAGUGUCAUUUGUAACAAGAUCAUUAUUUUUACAUAUUUUGUG